Messenger RNA from Pararge aegeria (speckled wood butterfly), 2214 nucleotides. RefSeq lists its product as uncharacterized. The transcript has 2 exons. NCBI's taxonomy places the organism in Eukaryota, Metazoa, Arthropoda, Insecta, Lepidoptera, Nymphalidae. The record is from RefSeq and is a predicted model, not a curated record. The coding region runs from base 43 to 1836 and encodes 597 amino acids.
CGUUUGCGUUAGCGUCGCGUGCGCCAUCUAGUGAUUGCUUCAAUGUGUUGCGUUGGUUGCAGGCCGCCGAUUGACUGGACUGUGACUAUGAAGAGGACCAGGUUACUGCUGGUGCUCGCGACGCUCCUAAUAAAGGAUGCAACAUGCGAACCACCCAUCGACUCAGCCUCGCUACCGCUGGAACACAGAGGCAGCGCGUAUGGUCCACCGCUUCCUGCUGCACACACAGACGACCCCUGGCCGCUCGCUACACCAGACAGUCCAAAAAUUAAACAUCUACAAGUACAAUGUGAAAAAACUCAUAUGCGGGUUAAUAUUGAAUUCGAUCGACCAUUCUAUGGGAUGAUAUUUUCGAAGGGUUUCUACAGUGAUCCUCACUGCAUGCAUCUAAAACCUGGAACAGGACACUUGAGCGCAACAUUCGAAAUAUUCCUGAAUAGCUGCGGUAUGACUAGUUCCGGUAAUCACAAUGUUGCAGCGUAUGGCAGCCCCACACCCAGUGGUUCAUAUGUAGAAAACACAAUCAUUGUCCAAUACGACCCAUACGUUCAAGAGGUGUGGGAUCAGGCGCGUAAACUGAGGUGCACGUGGUACGACUUUUACGAAAAAGCAGUAACGUUCAGACCCUUCCAAGUGGAUAUGCUACACGCCGUGACGGCUAACUUUCUCGGGGAUAACUUACAAUGCUGGAUGCAGAUACAAGUAGGUAAAGGACCUUGGGCAUCAGAAGUAUCGGGAAUAGUGAAAAUAGGACAGACUAUGACAAUGGUUCUCGCGAUUAAAGAUGACGAAAACAAAUUUGACAUGCUUGUAAGAAAUUGUGUAGCCCAUGAUGGAAAACGAGCACCUAUUCAACUGGUCGAUCAAUAUGGAUGCGUCGUAAGACCUAAAAUUAUGAGCAAAUUCCAAAAAAUUAAGAACUUCGGUCAAUCCGCCUCCGUCGUUUCGUUUGCUUAUUUCCAAGCAUUCAAAUUCCCUGAUUCUAUGAACGUACAUUUCCAAUGUGUAAUUCAAGUUUGUCGGUAUAAUUGCCCAGAACCAAAAUGCGGUGGCCUGGGAGGAGAGUACGGAGUACCAUUAUUAGGUGGAAAUGCUCUGAGUGCAGGAGAGUAUGGUUUACCUAACACGGUCCAUGGAGAGUACGGCCCCCCGCCGCCAGCACCUCAUGCCGAAUAUGGCGUACCACCGGCUUUCCCAGACCCCCGCCAUCCAGCUGAUUCAGCUGGCGCUUAUUCUGAAAAACGUGAUGAUACAGUUCCACCACCGCAAGCGCAGGUGUCCUCAACACCCAAUGCCCCCAACCCAUCGUCACCCGCGCCAGCCCGCGACUCUGACGAUGUGAACUUACCCCCACCGCCACCCCCAGGCCGUCGUGGAGUUUACAAUACUGUUAAACGAAAAGAUGAAGGUCAUGGUAACUUAGUAACUUUAGGUGGACGCCCGCGAUCCGUAGAAGAUUUACCAGAAAGUUUGGUUGGAAUAAGAAGAAGAAGAGAAACGUCCCCCACGCGUAUUUAUAAGCGUGACGCACAAGAAAUGACCGAUGUAAACACGAGUCGAACUAUUCAAGUCGUAGCACCGGGAGACGUCAAUUUCGCACUGAACAAUGCAGCACAAAACGAAACAGUAGUAAUUCAGUCUCCGGCAAGUGAUCCAGAAACGAUAUGUAUGUCUGUGCCGUCUUUCGUGGCGGGUCUCGUCAUGUUGUUGCUAGUGUUGGUGGUCGCGUCAUUAGUUGCCGCGUUUCUUUUCGUGCGCGUUCGUGCGCUCGAUAGGAAGGGCGCGCACGGCGCCACUGCCUAUUACGAGACAGAUUACGUGAAACAUACGAAUUAGCCGCGGCGAGUUCGCGAAUGUGUCGCGUGGACAUUCCAUAAACUCUUCUCGGAUCCAAAGAGCGUGCGUGCAUCGGCCCCGACCGGACGGCGGCCAGCUGUCGCGGUAGCGAUCGAAGCUCGAUGUCAUGUGACUUAUUUAUUUAGUUAUUUAAUACGUGUGAUGUAUAUGUUCGACUGCUUUUUUUGUAAAUUAUUUUAUUCGUGUGAAAACACUCACUGUACUGUCCUUAUAAUUAUAGUCGAUAAAUGUCUGUUGUAAUUUUGUAAAGAGUCGUAAGAUAGGUUAUAGAACAUAAGUUGUAUACCAAUAAAAGUGUCGUGUGCGAGUGAUAUGGUAUUCCUUGUCUCAAAUGAUAAAAAGCCCCAUUAUAAAGGC